Emiliania huxleyi CCMP1516 is the source of this 270-nucleotide messenger RNA. RefSeq lists its product as hypothetical. NCBI's taxonomy places the organism in Eukaryota, Haptophyta, Isochrysidales, Noelaerhabdaceae. The record is from RefSeq and is a predicted model, not a curated record. The transcript has 2 exons. The coding region runs from base 1 to 270 and encodes 89 amino acids.
AUGAUGCUGCUCGCGUGGGCAAGCACGCUCACGCUGUCUCUGUUGCCGAAUCGAACUUCGCUUGCGUACGACGAGCAGGAGAAGACCGGAAGUGGAGCACUGCGGCAAGCGUUGCCCCACGCUGUUGUCGGCUGCAGCGACCGCUGGCGGCAAGAUGGUAGGCAGCACGCUCCUGCCGCAAGCAAGAUGAACAAGCGCUUUUGCCCCCGCGACGCGAGCUUUGGCUGCGGCGAGUCUGAGGCAUGCUAUUUCGGUUCGCGAACCAUGUGA